This is a messenger RNA of Mytilus trossulus (common blue mussel), 1379 nucleotides long. Its product is annotated as E3 SUMO-protein ligase ZBED1-like. The record is from RefSeq and is a predicted model, not a curated record. Gene Ontology annotation, molecular function: DNA binding. Gene Ontology annotation, cellular component: nucleus. NCBI's taxonomy places the organism in Eukaryota, Metazoa, Mollusca, Bivalvia, Mytilida, Mytilidae. The transcript has 2 exons. The coding region runs from base 599 to 1153 and encodes 184 amino acids. Gene Ontology annotation, biological process: regulation of transcription by RNA polymerase II.
GCAUGGGGUAAUCGUAAUCAGUAAUCGUAAUCAGCUGUAAUCGAUUACAUUUUGUCAUGUAAUCACAUGUAAUCAGUAAUCAUUCAUUUUCUGAUUACAAGUAAUCGGAAUGUAAUCGAUUACAUUGCAAAAAACAGGUGUAAUCAUGAUUACUUUUAGAUUACUUUUAGAUUACAUUUAUAUGAUUACUUGAUGAUUACAAAUUUUAGAGACAUAUUUUUUUUUUAAAUAAAUCAUGCUGGCACAUUAAACUUAGGUUUACAAUGUUUUACAUUGUCCAAUUGUCAUUGAUCUUUAUUACUGUUUGAAAAAGUUUUGUAUAACUAUGGUUAAGAUUUGAGAUUGAUUUAAGAUUUAAACUAUUUAAUUAGAAAAAAGUGAAACAUGUUUAUUUUCUAUACUUCAGUGAUCACACUGGUUUAAACUAGAAUUUUCUUAGUAUUAACUCUUGCAUUGAAAUCUACUCACUAGUUAUUUUCACUCUUUUUAUUGGAUAUUUAAAUUUUCUUUGUUGAAAGAUUUUAUUUAUAUUAUAAGUCUAUAACUAAGCUUUUAUCUUUAAUUUUUGAAUUGGAUGUUAUGUUGAAAUUUAUAUAAAAUGUCUGCUUUGAAACACUUUGUGUUUCCCGAUCAUGCACCAAAUUCUGGGACUGUGAAGGCAAAGUGCAAAUAUUGUCCAACAUACAUCUCUGGCAAUGCCAAAACAACAUCAAACUUUGUGACACAUUUAAAGAGAAAGCACAGAGACAUUUUCAUUCAAAGUAAAUCUGAGGAUGGUACACAAAUAUCGCAAACAAAUAUAAGCAACUUUACAAAAUCUACAUCAGUUUCAAAAUACUCUGCCAAUGAUGCUUCUCAAAUGCAGAUUACAGAUGCUUUGGUUUCAUUUGUAGCUGGAAAUUUAACACCACUCUCAGUUGUAGAGAGUCCUGAAUUCAAGACCUUUGUCGAAUCAUUGAAUCCAAAAUAUCAACUUCCUAGCAGGAAACAUCUUUCUAGCAAAAUAUUACAUCAGAAAGCAAGCAAUAUUCAAUCAAAUAUAAAGGAAAAAUUACGCUCAGCAGAAAGUGUGUGUCUGACUAUCGAUUUAUGGUCUAAUCGUCAGAUGAAGGGAUUCUUAGUAUCACUUUACUUAACUUGUAUAUAUUUAUGAUAUUAAAAAAAUUCUAUAGAUUUAGUUUGUUGAUGUUAUGUAAAAUAUACAAUGUAAUCAUAAGUAAUCACAAGUAAUCAUGAUUACAAUGGAGAAAAGUAAUCUAAUGUAAUCAAUUACAUUUGAAAUUGGGUGUAAUCAUAAUGUAAUCGAUUACAUAAAAUAAGCAAAGUAAUUGUAAUGUAAUCGAUUACAUUUCAAAGUAAUCGACCCCAUCCCUGUCUGU